GAUAACAAAAUUUUAAAAUAUUAACAAAAUUUUAAAAAAUGCUGGAAACGAGGGAAAUUGUUUUAAAGUGCGGAAAUAUGCGCUGAAAAUGAUGAAAAUAUGACGUUUUAUGCAUUUAUGACCAAGAUAUGCAACAAACAAAUGCGGCUUAAUCAACUCCAAAUCGUAUGAAUCGCAAAGAUCAAAGUGAUAUGCGCAAUCAUCUUUGCAGGAUAAAAAAAUGCAAUUUCAUAUAAAUCCAAUCUCUCCUUUAGUAUUAUCUUAGGCGUUUAUCUGAAAAUUCUCGAUUUCCUAAAUGACACCUUUAAGUGUCCGUUUAUUUUUGGCCACAAGUGGGUAUUAUCGUACAAAAGUGAAGUAGGUACAUACUUACCUGUCUUCUUGAUAUGACCUUCGUAUCGAUAAAGACAUUCUCAAGAUACGAAUUUCUCACAUCUGUUUUUUUUAAACUAUAGGACAUUCACUUUGAUGGUAAAAAAAGUGUUUCUUUGAUAGUUAGUGGAUAGUGCUGUUCACGAUGCCUCCUCAAGCUGCAGAGAAAAGCUGGCCUGAGAUUACGUAUCCAAGUAAGAGAGACGAUGGAAUUCCAAGUGUAGAUGCGUGGCUAGAAGGUAAACAACUGGAUGAUGGCGCCGAUGGUCUGUGGAGGGUGCACGAUAAAUUAUACGAUUUGAAUUCAUUCAUUAUGCAGCAUCCUGGUGGAGCUUUUUGGCUUACAGUGACCAAAGGUACAGAUAUAACGGAAGCAUUCGAAUCCCACCAUUUGACCAGUUGCCGAGAUAAACUACUACCUAAAUUUUACGUUCGAGAUGCCAUUUCCCCUCGCAACUCUCCUUUCACCUUUAAACCGAAUGGGUUCUAUAGAACAAUUAAACGCAAAGCUUUAAAACAUUUUAAUUACAAAGCUCCGAAAAUUUCUCGAAUUUCGACCACAUUUUUAGAUUUGCUGUUCAUUUCUGCACUGACUUUUGCAGUUUGCUCAGCCAAAUAUGAAAGUGUUGGGUUUGCAGCCUUAGCAGGAAUCAUGUUCACGUUUGUACUCAACUGUGCACAUAAUUUUAUUCACAUGAAGGAUAAUAUGUGGAGAAGUUAUUAUUAUUAUUUUGUCGGAUUUAGUCUUAGAGAAUGGCGAAUUUCUCAUUGCUUGAGUCAUCAUUUGUAUCCCAAUACUUUGAAAGAUAUUGAAAUAACAUUUAUGGAACCAUUGUUUCAAUUUUUGCCGCGGAGAAAUAAGUCCGUGUGGAUAAGGUACGGGCCUUUGGUGUAUUUUCCUCUUUUCUGGGCUCUGUCUCCUUUUUUUCAAAUUUUCAACAGAAUCCGUUCAAAUAAGUUCUUCUGGCCAGACUACUUAUUAUUCGUAGUACCUUCGUUAAUGCUGAUUAUAGGAAAAUUUCAAAUUCAUUCUUUAUUUUUAUGGAUCGUAUUCUUAUUAUUUUUCGGUUCGAUCAGUUCAUUUAUUGGAUUCACAGCAGCUCAUCAUGAUCAUAAAGCAUUUCACGAAGGCGAUAAAGCAAGAAAUGACAGAGACUGGGGCUUACAUCAAGUUGACACAACUUACGAACGGAAGGAAGUAACUGGGAAUAUUUUUUUGGGAUUGGUGGUGUUUGGCGAACAUACGCUACAUCAUUUAUUUCCAACUAUCGAUCACGUGUACUUGACGGAACUAAUUCCAAUUUACGAAGAAACUUUGAAAGAAUUCGGUGUAGAGUUGAAUGAAAAGUCGUAUCCAAAGGUAAUCGCAGGAACAUUUUUACAAUUGGCUAGAAACAAACCGAAUUUAGCUGCGAGGAAUUGAGGAAGCAGAAAAAUACUAAUUUUGUAGAUUUCGUCAUCAGUUCUCUGAUUUUUACUAUGGAUUCAAUGUUAACGGCUAUAGGUACUUCAAAUAAAAUGGUCGUGAUUACUGUUGCAAUUUUAUUCGACCAUGUAAUUAAAUUUUAAAUCAGA
Messenger RNA from Planococcus citri (citrus mealybug), 1947 nucleotides. Its product is annotated as cytochrome b5-related protein-like. The record is from RefSeq and is a predicted model, not a curated record. Gene Ontology annotation, biological process: lipid metabolic process. Lineage: Eukaryota; Metazoa; Arthropoda; Insecta; Hemiptera; Pseudococcidae.